This is a messenger RNA of Rana temporaria (common frog), 2429 nucleotides long. RefSeq names its product E3 ubiquitin/ISG15 ligase TRIM25-like. The transcript has 2 exons. NCBI's taxonomy places the organism in Eukaryota, Metazoa, Chordata, Amphibia, Anura, Ranidae. The coding region runs from base 75 to 1700 and encodes 541 amino acids. The record is from RefSeq and is a predicted model, not a curated record. Gene Ontology annotation, molecular function: protein binding; zinc ion binding.
AACUAAUCUUCUCCCUUCUGUACUCUGAUCUCCGUGUUCUAUAAUAUUCAUCCAGCCUCACCCUGUGUAGGAGGAUGUCACCCCUCCCCCAUCCACAUUCCUCUCCGGUGUCAGAGACUUUGAGUUUCGUUUCUCUUCUGCUGUCAGCGAUGGCGUCUGCUGAUCUGAGAGCUGAGCUGGAAUGUUCCGUCUGUCUGAACAUUUACACCGAUCCUGUGACCCUGACAUGUGGUCACAACUUCUGCUGGGUCUGUAUUGAUCGUGUGCUGGAUACACAGGGGGGGUCUGGAGAUUUCUUCUGUCCUGUAUGCAGAAAAAGGUUCAGGAGUCGUCCUGCACUGCAGAGGAAUAUAACACUACAUAACAUAGUGGGAAAUGUUGUGUCUGCUCAUCCAGAUUGGGAGGAGUCCGGGGUCUUCUGUACUCAAUGUGUGGACUCUCCUGUACCUGCUGUUAGAUCCUGUCUACACUGUGAGGUUUCUCUGUGUGAUAAACACCUGAGAGUCCACAAAAAGUCCCCAGAACACGUCUUAUGUGACCCCACCUUGUCCAUGGAGAGCAGGAAAUGCUCCGUCCAUAAAGAAGUUUUGAAGUAUUUCUGCACCAAAGAUAAUACUUGUAUCUGUGUGUCCUGCAGUUUGGCUGGAGAACAUCGAGGACAUCAGGUGGAGACACUGGAUGAGGCUUCUGAGAAGAAGAAGGAGACACUGAGAAAUGUUCUGCAGAAACAUCUUACAAAGAGAGAGGAGACAGAGGAAAGAGUCCAGAGUCUGCAGGAACACAGGAGGAAAGUAGAAGAAGAAGCAGCUGGUGACACCGAGAGAGUCACUGUCCUGUUUAGAGAUCUCAGGAGACGUCUGGAAGACCUGGAGAAGAGAGCCCUGAGGGAAAUCUCCGGGAGGGCAGAGCGGAUCUCCAUCUCCAUCCGGGAUCUGGAAAUAAAGAAGGAGGAGCUGUCCAGGAAGAUGCGUCACAUUGAGGAGCUGUUUAACAUGACGGAUCCAUUGUGUGAUACUGAGGAUGGAGAUAAUGAGGACAGAGAGAGACAUGAGGAGCUCCUCCAUGAUGGAGGGGGUCUGGGUGUGGCGGGGGUCUUACACACAGGUUUAUCUGAUAUAAUAACAGAGGUAAAUGUAUACUUCUAUAUACAGGAGGCUGCAGACAUAUUACUGAAUGGAAACACAGCUGGUAAUACUCUACAGAUAUCAGAUGACAGGAAAUCUGUAUCCGGGUCAGAUAUAGACCAGAAUCGCCCAGAAACACCAGAGAGAUUCCAGUGUUAUCAGGUGUUGAGCAGUCAGAGUUUCUCCUCAGGGAGACAUUACUGGGACGUGGAUGUCGGGGGGUCAGAUGAAUGGAGAGUCGGGAUGUGUUACCCCAGUAUAGAGAGGAGAGGAUGGGAGUCAUUGAUUGGAUCUAAUAAGAAGUCCUGGGGAUUGGACAGGGAUGUUAAUGAUGAUGAUGAUGAUGAGUAUUCUGUGAGACAUGACAGUAAUAAGAUCCUCUUACCAACCGAUAUUUCCAGUAACAGAGUCAGGAUAGAUCUGGAUUAUGAGGCCGGGCGGAUCUCCUUUUAUGAUCUGUGUGACCCGAUCCGACACCUCCACACCUUCACCACCACCUUCACUGAGCCCCUCCAUGCUGGGAUAGGUGUAUGGGAUGGUUGUAUAAAGAUAUGUGGGGGGAGGGAGGAGAUGUGAGAACUCCGCCCACAGUCUGGUGAUGUCAGAUGAAGGGGUGGAAUAAAUGUAAUAUUCAUCCAAUAGUAUAUAGCAGUGGGCGUGGCUUCCUUUCAAAUUUUUAUACUAUAAAUUAAUGUGCGAUUUCUUACUGAUCGCUGUGAUUGGGUAGAAUAUCUGUCCAAUUACUGGAGUAACAGUAAUCCUCGGGUCACACCUAUGCAAUUUUUUUAGUGAUUUUAUUACAGAAUCGCACUACAGUCCAUGUAACAUGGUUUCCUAUGGGACGCGGUCACAUCGAGGCUUUUCUCAGCCGCUGCGUUUUUUGGAAAGGGUCAGGGAAUUUUUAUAAUGCGUUUUUUGGUUUAAUAGACUUCAAUGGAGAAGCCGCAGAAAAGCGUGCGAUGCGUUUUUGCCACGAUUUUACAGCUUUUUUUAAUCUGCCCGACAACAAAUUUCCAAAAAAGAAAAAGGAGCAUAAAAACGAAUCAAAGGUGAAUGUGGAAAAACAGAAAACGCACCGCAAAAAAACACUGCAGGGAUGGAUAAAAAGCAAACUGCAUAGGUGGGAACCGGGUCUAACUAUCCAAUCAGACAGUGAGGGUGGGUGUGGCCUAUCUAUCUAUAGACCCAACAUCUCUCCAUAAAGAGGACCUGUCAUGUCUUAUUUCUGUCACAAGGGAUUUCUUGUGAUAGCAAUAAAAGUGAUCAAAUAAAUAAAUACAUAAAUAAAAGGAGAGAUAAAAAAAA